This is a messenger RNA of Cornus florida, 3791 nucleotides long. RefSeq lists its product as uncharacterized. The transcript has 20 exons. Gene Ontology annotation, molecular function: single-stranded DNA binding; 5'-3' DNA helicase activity. The record is from RefSeq and is a predicted model, not a curated record. The coding region runs from base 208 to 2622 and encodes 804 amino acids. NCBI's taxonomy places the organism in Eukaryota, Viridiplantae, Streptophyta, Magnoliopsida, Cornales, Cornaceae.
CAAAUCACCUCUUUCAAUUAUUGACCUGCAACAAAUCAAGUACUAUAAUUCUUAUUCUUAUUUUCAAAAAAAGAAAAUAGUAACCUCAUAUCGCAUUACCCCAUUUUUCUAUGAGCCAAAAAACCUUGAACCCUUGCACUCUCUCUAUCUCACCUAAACCCUUCGAAGUUUGAAUUAAGGAAGCACUGACCAAUUUUGUUUCUCAACAUGCGUAUUCCUCAUCGCAGCCCUCUCCACAAACUCUUCAAUUCAGAACAAUUUCUCAAAUCCACACCUUUCACAGCACUACCAAAAACCCCAUCUUCACCCACCCAUAGAAUCCCCUUUUCUGCUCUCCCUUCAAAACCCAUCUCCAGAAUUCACCCUUUGGAUCUCAGAACUUCUUGGACUCCAUAUGCCUCUUAUAUCAGUGUUCCUCCAUCAGUGCACUCGGACAACCCACGCGAUUCUGUUCAAAUGGGGGUUAUGAGGCGGAAGCUGAAGAAGUUUAGAUUUGAUAAUGAUUUUUGUAAACCUGGGCAGCAUCGCUUAAUUUGUCCUCAGUGCAAAGGUGGGGACUCUAGCAAGAAGAGCUUAACACUUUUCAUUCUUCCAGAUUGGAGUUCAGCAGUUUGGAAUUGUUUUCGGGCAAAUUGUGGAUUGAAGGGCAGUACACAGGCCUAUGCAGAUACUAAGUCAGGAAGCAUGAUUCGGAGCCCAAAAGUUAAGCACGAGAGAGAAAUUACAGAAGAGAGUUUGGAGUUGGAACCGCUCUGUGAUUCGGUUGUGGAAAUGAAGAAAUCAAAUAAGGAUGUGAAUGUGAAUGAAAUUAAGAGAAGAGAAUGGUCUGAAGAAAUGGAUGACAUACUACUUGAUGCACUACUGGAGCAACAAGAAAAUGGGAAUAGAGUUGAUGGAACUUUAGCAUCUCCUGUUGCAAAUUCAAAUGUUGUGAAGAUAUGCUCUCAAAAACUUGGCUAUCCGGUCGAUAAACAUGACGUGAAAAAUCGUAUGAUAACAUUGAAAAUGAAUUUUAACACGUGUUUCAAAUUAUUCAAAAAUUUAAGUGGGAUAUCAUGGAGUCCAGAAACAAAAUUGUUUGAGGCUGAACCAGAAGUAUGGAAGGCCCUCGUAGAGGCCAAACCAUCAGCUUCAAAAUGGAGGCACACCAAAAUAAACAAUUAUGGUAAGUUGUAUGAACUUUUUGCAAAAGAUAGAGCUAAUGAUCAAGGGUUUGUAUGUGCAAACGAAAAAGUUUGCACAUGGGCAACGGAUAAUGGUACCUCAACUGAUAGUAAUUUGGACAACUAUGAGUCAAAUUCAGAUUGUGGGGAGUCUUCAAAGGGUACAAAAAGAAAGGGUCUAAUGGUUGGUUUAUUUGGGAAAGAAAUUGAAGUAAUUGGAUCUGGAAUUAACAAAGUAGCCGAGACAAUUGAAAAAAGAAAUCUUGUCGCUGAGAGGGGACUCGAAAUUGCAGCAAAGAUAGUUGCAAUAGCUGAGAAAGCACGAGCUGAUUAUCAUUCAGACGAAGAAGUAUUUGCGGAACUGGUAAACAUUGGAGUUCCUGAUUGUAUUCAGUUGGAUGCAUUUUUGUUCCUUCUCAAAUGUUCCCAGCACAAAAGCGCAUUUUUUGGUGUUCCAUCUGAGCGGCGUCUGGAAUUGCUAUAUAAGAUGAUGGAAGUCCUGCGAGGAAAAAAUCCCAAGAAGAGUCAAGCAGGAUACAAUCCACCACCAGCAAUCCCUCUUCCUCCGCGCGCCACUCUAUUUUUUUCUCUUAUUACUUGUCAUUAUGCCAGUAAUAUCUAUUCUGGUCAUUUCAAUAUGUGUAGUAAUUCAGCAGUUUGGAAUUGUUUUCGGACAAAUUGUGGAUGGAAGGGCUGUACACAGUAUGCAGAUAGUAAGUCAGGAAGCAUGAUUCAGAACCCAAAAGUUAAGCACAAGAGAGAAAUCACAGAAAAGAGUUUGGAGUUGGAACCACUAUGUGCUGAGAUACUUGACUAUUUUGCUGAAAGAAAGAUAUCAGGGGAAACAUUGAGAAGAAAUUGUGUAAUGCAAAGAAAAUUGGAUGAUAAGAUUGUCAUUGCAUUUACUUAUCGACAAAAUGGAGCACUUGUGAGUUGCAAAUACCGUGAUGUCAACAAAAAGUUUUGGCAGGAAAAGGAUACUGAAAAGAUAUUCUAUGGACUUGAUGAUAUAAGCAACACGAGUGAUAUAAUCAUUGUUGAGGGUGAAGUAGACAAACUUGCAAUGGAAGAAGCUGGUUUCCGGAAUUGUGUGUCGGUCCCUGAUGGUGCAGCACCUCCAGUUUCCACUAAAGAAUUUUUUCAAUCUGCAGACCAGGACACAAAGUAUCAGUAUCUGUGGAACUGCAAAGAGUACCUUGAGAAGGCAUCUCGCAUAAUUCUUGCCACUGAUGGGGAUCGACCUGGUCAAGCCUUAGCUGAAGAGCUUGCACGCCGUCUUGGAAGAGAAAGAUGCUGGCAAGUCAGUUGGCCAAAGAAUUUCAAAGAUGCAAAUGAGGUGCUCAUGUUUAUGGGACCUGAUGCGCUGAAAAAAGUCAUUGAGAAGGCUGAGUUAUAUCCUAUAAGGGGAUUGUUCAACUUUAAAGAUGACUCUGAUGAGAUUGAUGCAUAUCAUCAUUGAAAUGUUGUGGAAAUGAAGAAAUUAAUUAAGGAUGAGUCAAAUUCACAAUGUGGGGGGUCUUCAAAGGGUACAAAAAGAAAGGAUCUAAUGAUUGAUUUAUUUGAGAAAGACAUUGAAGCUAUUGGAUCUGGAAUUAACAAAGUAGCAGAGGCAAUUGAAAAGGGAAAUCUUGUUUCUGAGCGGGGACUCGAAAUUGCAGCAAAGAUGGUUGCAAUAGCUGAGAAAGCACGAGCUGAUUGUCAUUCAGACAAAGAAGUAUAUGCGGAACUAAUAAACAUUGGAGUUCCUGAUUAUAUUCAAUUGGAUGCACUUCUAUUCCUUCUCAAUUCUUCUCAGCACAAAAGCGCAUUUUUUGGUGUUCCGUCUGAGCGGCGUCUGGAAUUGCUAUAUAAGAUGAUGAUGAGAUAAUUCAAUACUCUUAGAAGCAAUCUUGGUGCUGACCAACAAGUUUCUGGGCCUCAGCAGAGACAUUGUACCUUUUUUCAGAGCUUCCUCCCUAUGGAGAAUGUGGUUUCUGCCAUGGGUCGUCAAAUUUUAGCCGAGUUCUUAGGCAUAGAUAUGGUAGCAUGCUAGCAGUAUUUGUAAUAUAUGCUCUAAGUUGGUGUGUUUAUGUUUGUUCCUUCUCCGUAUGAGGGGGCUGUUUUUCCCAGCUACGGUGCAUAUCUUGAUUGGGUUUUGCAUGCUACAAUUGGGGGUUAUUUUUGUAGCUUCUGUGAUGACCACUCCUUUUGUGAACUUAAAUAAUUAAAGAAGCUAGGGAAAAAAAAGGUGAAUGAUAAUGGUGACCACAUUCUCCACAGGGAGGAAGCUCUUGCCACUUGCCAUUGUUUCUCUUUCUUCUAACUCUCAGUCUGCUCUUGUUUCUUCAUAAAAAAUAUUACAGAAAGAAACAUGGAGCAAAUCCUGUUACUGUAACCUACGCGAGCUUGAUAACUCAGCUCCACAUCAGUACCUAUGGCAACUCUCCACAAAAUAUGGCCCUCUCAUGACCCUUCAACUCGGUUUCGUUCCAACCCUUGCGGUUUCUUCAGUAAAGAUGGCUAAAGAGGUCCUGAAAAGGGGGAUAAAAAGUUCUUUUUAGAUGUUACAAUGGAUAAAUGCAAUAUUAUUUGUAUUAACUAUUAAGAUUUCAAUUAUAAUCACUUAUGAUCACGGAAUUCAGCGUGCAU